ACAUAAAUGUUGUAUUUCCUAAAUUAGCAACCAAUCCGAUUGAUGUAACUAAGAUCCGUAUGCAACUAGAUGGUGAGCUGAAUUCAGUAAAGGCAAGGUCAGCUUACCAGCAGAGAUACUACAAGGGAAUAGUCAGAGGAGCUUUUACUAUUGCAAGGGAUGAAGGUGUUAGAGGAUUAUAUAAAGGAGUCACUCCGGCCCUGGUUAGAGAAGCUAGCUAUAGUUCUAUUAGAAUAGGUGCAUAUGAACCUAUCAAACGUCUCUUCGGUGCUACAGAUCCAGCCCAUACACCUCUCUACAAAAAGCUUGCAUCAGGUGCUACAUCAGGUGCAUUAGGGAGUUGGAUAGCAACCCCAACAGACCUGAUACGCGUUAGACUCCAAGCAGAGGCUAAACUAGAGCCUGGACAACAACCAAGGUACAGGGGUUUCCUACAUGCUGUCUCUGAUAUAGCUAAAACAGAAGGUCUAAGAGGUCUUUACAGGGGUACUGUCCCCACAGUGCAGAGGGCUAUGAUUCUUACUGCUGCUCAGGUUCCAACAUAUGACCAUACCAAGCAUACUAUGCUGAAUCUAGGUUGGAUGGAAGAAGGCCUAAGGUUACACACAUUCUCAUCAAUGGUUGCAGGCUUUGUGGCAGCUUUAGCAACCUCACCAGUAGAUGUCAUCAAAACAAGGGUGAUGAAUCAGAAAAUUAAAGAUCUUCCACUAGAAAAGCGUGCAUACAAGGGCUCUCUUGAUUGUUUUCUGAAGACGGUCAAAUCAGAGGGUUUAUAUGGUCUUUAUAAAGGUUUUUUCCCUAACUGGCUGAGGAUAGGACCACAUACCAUCAUCAGUUUUAUCUUAUUUGAACAGCUCAGAAGGUUAGCUGGGAUAGACCCCAUUUGUACCAACCCAGUUGAGGUGACAAAGGUUCGCAUUCAGUUAGAAGGUGAACUGGCCAGACAAUCAGCCAUAAAAGCCUACAAAGAACGUUACUACAAGGGUCUCUUCCAGGGCUUAGUAACGGUUGCUAGGGAUGAAGGCAUCAAAGGACUCUAUAAAGGACUUACUCCAUCAUUAAUUAGGGAAGCCAUUUACAGUACAUUACGUUUUGGUUCUUAUGAACCAAUCAAGAAACUAUAUGGAGCAACAGAUCCAACCAGAACCUUACUCAUUAUAAAACUUGCUGCUGGUGCUACAGCAGGGGCACUGGGGAGUUGGAUUGCCAAUCCUAUGGACAUUGUCAGGAUCAGACUUCAAGGAGAUGGGAAACUACUGCCUGGACAACAACCAAGGUACAGGGGUUUCCUACAUGCUGUCUCUGAUAUAGCUAAAACAGAAGGUCUAAGAGGUCUUUACAGGGGUACUGUCCCCACAGUGCAGAGGGCUAUGAUUCUUACUGCUGCUCAGGUCCCAACCUAUGAUCACACAAAGCAUUCCAUACUCAAUAGAGGCUGGAUGACAGAGGGGAUAAAGCUCCAUUUUGUUUCGUCAAUGGGGGCAGGUUUCACUACAGCAUUUGCUACCUCACCAGUCGAUGUGAUUAAAACAAGAAUUAUGAAUCAGAAAAUUAAAGGUGUUGCAAAAGAUGAGAUAUUGUAUCGAGGCUCCUUAGACUGUCUCCUAAAAAUACUGCAAAGCGAAGGUUUCUAUGGUCUCUAUAAAGGCUUUUUCUCUAACUGGCUUAGGCUUGGACCUCAUACAUGUAUAUCAUUCCUAAUCUUCGAGCAGCUUAGAUGUCUUGCUGGAAUUCAUCCUAUUUAACGGUAAAGUCCAACCCAAAAAAAUGUAGAUUUGAAUAAAAAGAAUAAUCAAACAUGAUGAAAUUUCAUCAAAAUCGGAUGUAAAAUAAGAAAGUCGCUCACUAAGUCACCCACUAAGUAUUGUUUUGUAUUUUAAUAUAUGAAUAUAGAAUACUUCAUACUUAUAGAUUUGACAGUAACAAAACAUCUCUAUGAAUCAUGACGGGUUGUAAAAAUAACAAUGUCACAUAUUCAUAGAGGAAUUAAAUGUUGAUUAGACUAUGAGGAAAAAAAUUAAGAUAUAAAAUUUCACAUUUCAUGUACCAGGAAUAAAAUAUAAAAAGAUGGUGAGUGAUGUCACCUAAUUUGCAUACAGACCAGGAUGUGCAUAUUACUGUUUUGUAAAAUUAAGUGAAAUUUUAAAAUGUUUCUUAUUUUACAUCUGAUUUUGAUAAAAUGUUCAAUGUUGUACUCAAUUGAUUAAUCUCUUUUUAUUCAACUUUUUGUGGACUUGCCCUUUAGAGAACAGUACCAUGUUACUAUUGAUUUAGAAUUUUCCAACUCCGAGGAGAAGGGAUGGAGUACAUAUUCCCAGGAACGUAAUUUUGGACAAUGAUCAUCUCCAUGCAGCCUUGUAAAUUGAAGGGGGAGGGGGACAUUACUAGAAUAAUCAAAAUUCUGAUGGCACUGUAUUUUGUCCGUGCAUGUCAUAGGUUUAAGUGCAUAUGAGAGGGAUCCAAUGAUAUAAGCGCGAUUAGUUCAACGGCAUAGCAUAACAAGUGGGUAGGGGUGGGGUUUAGUACAAAAUUUCUAUAACAUGAUCUACUGCUUCAUAAGUGUAUCUGCUACAAGAAAAUUCACAAAUUUUGGUAUCUAUAUUUCUGUUCACACUUAAAUUCAACUCUGACCACCCUUCUUAGAAAUUGAUGUAGAGUUUACUAUCUUAUUAGAUAUUGGAUCCGAAUUUCUCACUUGUCCCCUCAGAUACUUUAUACCUUUGCAUUCACCUGGACAUGUUGCAGAGUUCCUUUAAGUUCCAAAUUUUGCUGAAGCAUUUUAAAGCUGAAUAUUAUUUUAAUGAUAUUAGUGUCUACAUGAUUUACGCAGACUAUUGAAUAUAAAAUAGAACGUAUGCUACGGUCACAAAUACCUUUAAGAACACUAUACAAAAAAUUUCAUACUAUUUAUUGCUAUGUGUAUCAUUUGUACUGUGUUCUUUAAGUUAUCUGUGAUCGUAGCAUUAGAUGGUGGAACAUACCUAAACUGAUGGUAUUAACAGGGUAUUGGGUUACGACCGAGCAAAAUUAUGACAGAAAAUCUACACAAUCCUCUUAAAGCAAGAAUAUAUUCACUUAUAUGAAGAAUGUAAAAAUCAGAGGACUGUAAAUUGCUUAUCUCUUUUAACCAGAAGUAUUUUGUUCCAAUAUAAUUCAUAUUUUUAGAAUUGUGAUUAAAUUUUAAUGUAGUAUAACAUCAGUGUAAAAAAGCAUGAGAAAGUAACAAGAGUACUUGGAGGACACAAUUUUUUUCUAUUUGAAUCAUGAUAAAAGUGCAAUGACUUAGGUUUUAUAGAUCUCUCGUCUUUGAAAAACAUAUAAUAAAUCUUUUGUAAUGAAUUAUUUUAUAACGUAAAUGCUUCCAAGAAAAUGUCCCACGUUCACUAAAGACAUUUUAAACAAAUUUGGUGUAAUUACAGAUUUCUCAAAUAUUGUUCUUAUAAAUCAUGUCUGUGUGCAUGUAUGCUUAAAAGCAACAUUGCAUUUGUGAAUUUGUGCCAAUACUUGAUAUUCUAGUCAUUUACAUAUCUUAAACUUUUUUAAUACAUUUUCUAUAAAUCGUUGUUUCAUGCAUAAAAUAUUGGCUCGUCAUAUUUUGUAUGCAGAUUUAUAUAAAUAUAUAAAUAUA
Lytechinus pictus (painted urchin) is the source of this 3628-nucleotide messenger RNA. RefSeq names its product mitochondrial substrate carrier family protein U-like. Gene Ontology annotation, molecular function: transmembrane transporter activity. The transcript is spliced from 10 exons. The record is from RefSeq and is a predicted model, not a curated record. Gene Ontology annotation, biological process: transmembrane transport. The coding region runs from base 60 to 1745 and encodes 561 amino acids. Lineage: Eukaryota; Metazoa; Echinodermata; Echinoidea; Temnopleuroida; Toxopneustidae.